UAUUAUAUAAGCAUAUUCAAAAUGCUUAAGUAAGUGAAAUAAAUGAACGAAGAUAUUGGACUCCCAAAGGCUACUAUUCUUAACCUGAUCAAGGAUUACUUGCCUGAAGACACCAGAAUCUCUACUGAAGCUAAUGAGGUCAUAUUAGGAAUGACCAAAGAGUUCGUCAACCACCUCUCGUCCAUCUCUAAUGAUAUUUGACUUGAUGGCGGCAAGAAAACUAUCUCGCAAGCCCAUGUCGCUGAAGCUAUGAAGAACUUGAAGCUAGACUCUUAUCUCGCCAAAAUUAUGAACAUUGAAGACUCCAAGGAAUUGGAAGGAAUGACUGAGAAAAAGAAGAAAAUGAUGCUGAAUACUUCCCUUAACGUAUCCAGAAAGAAGAAGCAUAGACUCACUGCUGAGCAAGAGGAAGAACUUAGGAGAAAGCAAGCGUCUUUGUUUAGAAAUGACCAGACAAGUUCUAUGAAUACUGGUGGAGGUAUGUCUGCAGAACCUAAAGGUCAGACGCUAACUCCAACCUUCCCUUCUGCAGGAAUUCCUUCUCCUCAGCCACAGAUAAUUCAGCCAAAUAACCCUCAGUUUUAUGAUGGUUCGAUCACUCAGGUCCUUCAAAACCCUCUCCCCAGUGCUGGGAUUCCGAUGCCAAGCAACUCUUUUCCACUGCUAGGACUGCCUCCACAGUCAUCUCAUGGGCAAGGAGGAUCCUUGGCCUCCGCUCCAGUGGCGGCAACGGCCCCUGUUACUUCAGCAGAAGCUGAGGUGGCUCCUGCUCAGCCAAAGGUGGCGGUGGUUGCUCCUCAAGAAAGCCAAGUAGCUCCAGCAGAACCAGAGACAGCUCCUCUCCAAGAUCAGCCUUCAAAUCCAGAAGAAAGCCAACAAUAAUGAUCUAAGACAAUUUUGAGAAUUACCCUCAUAAUCAUUAGAACUCAAUCUU
Molecule: messenger RNA, 934 nt
Organism: Moneuplotes crassus
Lineage: Eukaryota; Ciliophora; Spirotrichea; Euplotida; Euplotidae
Source: the annotation of a GenBank genome assembly